Branchiostoma belcheri (Belcher's lancelet) is the source of this 1482-nucleotide messenger RNA. RefSeq lists its product as uncharacterized. The coding region runs from base 584 to 1426 and encodes 280 amino acids. The record is from RefSeq and is a predicted model, not a curated record. The transcript has 2 exons. Gene Ontology annotation, molecular function: zinc ion binding; nucleic acid binding. Lineage: Eukaryota; Metazoa; Chordata; Leptocardii; Amphioxiformes; Branchiostomatidae.
AGAUCAGCCACAGAGAAGAAAUCUUGAUCCUGUACCACAGCGAAGAUACGCAAAAACACCCAAGUCUUUCCAAGCAAGCUUCAACAUGGCGUCUGAAGCACAACGCGGCGUCACUCCCGUGUUCCUGAAAAACAGAUUGCUGGAGAUGAUGAGCGAGCCUACACGACAAGAGAGAUUUGUGGAGCCUUGGAAAAAGUUGCCGGCUAUGGUUCCAUCGAAGGUGCACAAAGGAUCAGAGGUCUUUGGCGGAUCUAUCCCCAAACAGAAAGCGCUCGUAUCGCGAUAUCGCCAUAUUACUUCAUGGCGUCACCCUACGACAACGGCACUACCAGCCUUACAGCGACAAUUCUUACGUUGUAAAAGAACCAAUUGAUGUGCCUACAACAAGAAUCUAAGUGAGAUUCCCCUUGCCUACAGCAACGACGAAAUCAAGGAAUGCUUUCUAAACCUGGGGUGUAAAUUCCACAGCAAGAUCAUUGACGAAAGAGAUCGUGAUGAAAAUAAACGGCUAACCAGGUGGAAGACAGGUAGAAGAUUCUUCCACAUAGAAAUUCCUAAACAGCCAUUACCUCCCAUCAUCACCAUGGGUCCAUUUCGGGCAAAGGUUUAUCAUAACGAACAGAGAGAAACCGAAAGGAAACAAGCCAUUGACUGUAAGAACUGUAAGCAGCCUGGGCACACUAUGCCCAGCUGCCAAGAACCACAGCGAUGUUUUGACUGUGGAUUACAAAGUCAUAAGAGAGGCGACCCCUCCUGUCUACACAUUAAUGUUGCUAUGCAGUGUCAAGACGUUGGCACCGAAAGGAAACAAGCCAUUGACUGUAAGAUCUGUAAGCAGCCUGGGCACACUAUGUCCAGCUGCCAAGAACCACAGCGAUGUUUUGACUGUGGAUUACAAGGUCAUAAGAGAGGCGACCCCUCCUGUCUACACAUAGAGAGCUCGAGUGAGAAAGACGACCAGGUUUUUCACCCUCCCGAUGCUACAAACAAACGCUCCACUGCUUCAAAUGACGCAGGUACAUCUGCCGAUCCGUCUCCUUCACCAACUCAAGUCAUCGACCAGUUCUUUACCCAGUAUGUCACGAGAGAAGACCAGACCGCCUCAGAACAGGAGAACGCGAACACUUCCUCUACUUCCGUAAACGUCGCCAUGACAACUGAAACUGAACCCGGUACCACGUGGGCUGAGGAAUGUGUAACCCCUGACCCGGAACAUUUCAAACACACUCGGGGUCCCAUAGACCGUUUCCUGCGAAAAACACGUUCCACGACAACAACAAACAAGAAGAACACCCAGAAGAAGAGACAAACCUCAAGCCAAAAGCGACCUCGUGAUAGCCCACCAGCAGCGAUGUUGGAACCCUCGCGAAAACAGCAGCGGAACGGCCCACCCCUACUCGAACAUGGCUCCGGCGGCGCAACCUAGGCUUUCCUGGUAAACCCCGGACUGUCUGCACGGACUGAACAUAAUGUUUACAGGCA